This is a messenger RNA of Hypoxylon trugodes, 1693 nucleotides long. RefSeq names its product WLM-domain-containing protein. NCBI's taxonomy places the organism in Eukaryota, Fungi, Ascomycota, Sordariomycetes, Xylariales, Hypoxylaceae. Bases 149 to 1561 code for a protein of 470 amino acids. The transcript is spliced from 3 exons. The record is from RefSeq and is a predicted model, not a curated record.
CAAACCUUUUCAUACAUCAUCAUUCAUUUCACGAGGACGACUAUAACGUGCAUUGCAAAGUUAUAUUCGUCGUAUUGAUUGAUGCUUGAAGCAUUCAAUUUCAGGUGGUGUGAUUCGCGCGACCACUUGUCGCACCCUCGAAUCCAAGAUGCCUUCCGGCUUCGAAAGGAUCAACUCGAAGAAGUCUCAGCCAAAUGAUCGCAUCGUGUUCAUCAAACCCCUUGAAGGUCCUGAUAAAGAAAUCGCCCAGGAUUUCUUAGAACGAAUUGCGGCGCAAUGUUUGCCUGUUAUGAGAGAACAUCACCUCAUUGUCACAGCCUUGGAAGAAUACGAGCCGAAUAGAGAAUUUGUCGGUCGCAACUUCAACGGUGGUGAAGUUAUACAGUUGGUGUUGAAGUCACAGCUUAAUGGACGAUGGCUUCCAUUCAACUAUGUCCAAAUGGUCAUGAUGCAUGAGUUAGCACAUUGUAAACAGAUGAAUCAUUCCAAGGCUUUUUGGGCUGUCAGAAACAAGUACGCCAAUGAGAUGAAGGUUUUGUGGUCUCGUGGCUACACCGGUGAAGGCUUGUGGGGAAAAGGCAGCGUCUUGGGCACUGGUGACUUGACGAAUACGAUACAGUCUGACGCGGAGUUGCCUGAACAUACAUGCGGAGGAACCUACCGUUCACAACCGAGGAAGCGAAGACCGAAGAAACAAUUGACAUAUCAAGAGAGAAAGGAGCGACGAAUUCUGAAGAAGUUUGGUGCUAAUGGAGUCGUCCUCGGGGCGGACGAUGAUAUCAAAACGGAGCUGGAACAGGGGAAGAAGAACCAAACAAAACCUCGGGUGGCAAAGAGCAAGCGAGGUCGAGAAUUAAGGGCCGCCGCAGCCCUAGCUCGAUUCGACCAACAUAAGAAAGCAGAAGCUACCAAGUCCGAAGAUGCUGAUAUUAAGGAAGAGGAUGACAGCGACUAUGAAACUGCGAGCGAUGACGAAAACGAAGCCGCUGUCGACAUAAACGGCCGGCGUCUUGUGGACAAGAAGGGACACAACUUGAUAAAAGUGUGUGACGAUGAGGACCCCAACGAUGACGAAGCCCAGAACGAGCUUAGGGAGCUCUUCCAGACAACGCUCAAAGUCAAAAUCGAGGAUGAUGGGAAAUCAACGUUGACGGGAAUCCAGUCCAAGACUCAGAAGACAACUUCGCGGCCCUUACUUCGAGCAAAAUCCCAGGCUAAACUUCAGGCGACGCCCCAGAAAUCACAGCCAAUUCUUCGACUGAGUGAGAAAUCAACCGUCCAAACUAAUGUCCCUAUUCAACUUACAGAGGAGGCAAGCAGUGGCACACCAACAGUUAAUGUCACCGAGACCCAGGAUGCAAAACCAGGCAUCUGUACGAUGUGCUCGUUUGAUAAUGGCCCCGACGUUACUAUUUGCGGUGUUUGCUCCCAUGUUAUGGAUUUAGACAAGGUGCCGAAUACUUGGAAGUGCCAGAAUUCAUCUUGUAAAGACACCAUGUAUCUGAAUGCUGGCGAUUCCGGAGCUUGCGGGCUUUGCGGCCAACUCAAAGACGCAAAGUAAAGCCUUGAAGGGUAUACCCCUCAAAUCAACAUCACUUGACAAUAUCCAUCAUAUAUGGAUUUUAUUGGAUCGGCAAUCGUCGAAAUUUCAGGAAGGUGGAGAAUGUUUCUAUCCUAUCUUCCUUGGUCUUUC